AUGGCUCCUGAGAUCCUUACAGGUAAGGGUUACUCUUAUAUUGUUGAUUUUUGGAGUUUAGGUGUUAGCUUUUAUGGAUUUCUAUGUGGAGGAAUGCCAUAUGGCGAAGAAGUUAAUGUAAUCUUAUGUUUAUAGUAGGACCCUUAUGAUAUAUACGAUUUCAUCGUUACCAAAGAAUUAACAUUUCCUAAUUUCUUAUAAGACGAAUAAGCUAAAAUUUGCAUAAGAUAGUUAUUAUCUCAAUAACCUGAAACUAGAUUAGGAAAUUCAAUUGCUGAUUUAAAAGCUCAUGCAUGGUUUGAAGGUUUUGAUUGGGAUAAAUUGUACACCCAGUAAUUAAAGCCACCUGUAUGAAUUUACAUUAAAUCUUAGUCUAUACCUCCUUAAGACUAAAUGAUUUCUGAUACGGAAAUUAAGACAUAAAUUUAAUAAGGCAAAUUUAUUUAAUAAGAGAUUGAGGAACAAUAGUCAAAAAGAAAGAUUAAAUAAAAUUAAAUAUUAGAUCUUGAUUGGGAUGAAUCAUUUUGA
Messenger RNA from Paramecium octaurelia, 528 nucleotides. The record is from the annotation of a GenBank genome assembly. Lineage: Eukaryota; Ciliophora; Oligohymenophorea; Peniculida; Parameciidae.